AUGGCCCCUCGUGUGGUUAAUUUUAGUAGCGAUGAGGUGUCUAAAGAUGUUGGUGGAACAGUCACCCCAAGUAAAGGUUCCUUGUGGUCACUGACCAUCGCCAUCGACGAGAAUAAAAUUUCAGAGAGAAGUUCGAGACCUCCUCAAGUGACUCCAUCAAUAGUAUAUCCUUUAAAAAUCCUAAGGCCUUUAGCCAAUCUUGUAGCAGGCAUCGCUGUGGCGCAUCAAGAGACAGCCGAGGUACGUCAGAGGCUCUGA
Molecule: messenger RNA, 258 nt
Organism: Arctia plantaginis
Lineage: Eukaryota; Metazoa; Arthropoda; Insecta; Lepidoptera; Erebidae
Source: the annotation of a GenBank genome assembly